CAUAUCAAAUCUCAGCUUUGCUUGCCGUAUGAUAUAUACAUAUAUGUAUAGAUAUAUUUCCCGUUUAGUCGUCAAAGAAUUCUUGAAUCAAUUUUUACUUAUCGAAACUAAAUUUCUUCUAUGUUGCGUUUGGUACAGACUAUCUAGGCAGGUAUUUGAGGAUUCAUAGGUCCAGAAAACCAAAUUCUGGACCUGGCUUUACCAGCAUAUUUGACCUAUUGAUAUUAUUGCAAUAUAGUUUAGGUGCUGAAUUUCUGCUACAUCUUUAUCACGAGUUCCAGCUUGGAAGAUAUGGAAUGAGAGAUAGAGAAGAGAAUUUAUAUAUAAGUUAUGUAUUUGAAAAGGUAAAGAAUUUUGUAAUUAGAGGCAUGAGAAUGGACGAGUCAUCGCAUAUAACUCAGAUAAAGCUGUGGGCGCUCGGGGCGAGUACCAUGUUGCUGCUGUUGUGGGCUGGUAUAGUUCAAUUGACGACAAUGGGAGAAAGCUUGGGGUUGGGAGCAUUCAAGUAUAGAACUUUUUAUUCUUUUCCCCCUGAAAGAGGUUAUGCCAACAAAGGAUACUUAAUGGUUUCAUCUAAUGGAGGAUUGAAUCAAAUGCGAUCUGGUAUAUGCGACAUGGUUGUUGUUGCAAGGUACAUGAAUGUCACAUUUGUAGUUCCUGAGUUAGACAGAAACUCCUUUUGGAAUGAUCAGAGCAACAAAUUCCAAGACAUAUUCGAUGUGGAUUACUUCAUCAAUUCACUGAGAGAUGAGGUUGUGAUAAUCAAAGAUCUACCUUUCCGGCUGAAGAGAAAAAUUUCCAGACUCGGCGUUCAUUCCAUGGCACCUGUUAGCUGGUCUAACAUCUCUUAUUACUACAAUACGGUUCUUCCUCGGAUAGAAACAUAUGGAUUGGUGCAUCUGGCAAAAACAGAUGCUAGGCUUGCAAAUAAUGGACUGCCUCAGGAGGUUCAGAAGCUUCGUUGUCGAGUUAACUACGAGGCCUUGAGAUUCACAACGCCAAUCGAGGAAUUGGGGAAGAAGAUUGUUAGAAUUUUAAGGGAAAAAGGGCCUUUCACGGUUCUUCAUCUUCGAUAUGAGAAAGACAUGUUAGCAUUCUCUGGCUGCACUGAAGGUUGCUCCCACCACCAGGCCGAAGAACUCAAACACCUAAGAUACAAUAUCUCCUGGUGGAAGGAAAAGGAAAUUGAUGAGAAGGAAAAAAGGAAAGUUGGUCUAUGUCCGUUAACUCCCGAAGAAACUGCACUGGUUUUACGGGCAUUUGACUUCACUCCUGAUAUGCAAAUUUACAUUGCCGCUGGAGAUAUUUAUGGGGGAGAAACCAGAUUAAAUGCUCUGAGAAACUCUUUUCCCAAUCUGGUUAAGAAGGAAACGUUACUUCCAGCCUCAGACUUGAAGCCAUUCCAGAGCCAUUCCAACCAGAUGGCAGCUCUGGACUACUUCGUAUCCUUAGCAAGUGAUAUUUUUGUUAUGACUUAUCAAGGCCACAUGGCUAAGCUCGUUGAAGGCCAUAGAAGAUACUUGGGUUACAAGAUGACAAUAAACGUGGACAAGAAGGUGGUGGUGAAAUUAAUAGAUGAGUACAGAAAUGGAACAAUGAAGUGGAAUGAAUUUUGCAGGGCAGUGAAGGUAGCUCAUGCAAAUAGAAUCGGAAGUCCAACUGAGAGACUCAAGAUUCCUGGAAAACCCAAGUUAGAGGAUUACUUCUACACCAAUCCACAGGAAUGUUUGCCUCAAAUCAAAAGCAACCCAGAUUAAAAUUGCUACUUAAUUUUGAUCUAUUUAUUUAUUUUUUACUCUA
Messenger RNA from Carica papaya (papaya), 1800 nucleotides. Its product is annotated as rhamnogalacturonan I rhamnosyltransferase 1-like. Gene Ontology annotation, cellular component: cytoplasm. The record is from RefSeq and is a predicted model, not a curated record. Lineage: Eukaryota; Viridiplantae; Streptophyta; Magnoliopsida; Brassicales; Caricaceae.